Raphanus sativus (radish) is the source of this 1040-nucleotide messenger RNA. RefSeq names its product putative FBD-associated F-box protein At5g56560. Lineage: Eukaryota; Viridiplantae; Streptophyta; Magnoliopsida; Brassicales; Brassicaceae. The record is from RefSeq and is a predicted model, not a curated record. The transcript is spliced from 3 exons. The coding region runs from base 1 to 945 and encodes 314 amino acids.
AUGGUAUUUUUGGUAAUUUCUCAUGAAACUAUUGCAAGUCUUUUACAAGUUUGUCCGGUUCUUGAAUAUUUGGUUGUAAGCCAAACCAAAGAUGACAAUGUGAUGUUCAAGGUUGUUCCGCCUUGGUUUUGUUUGCCAUCGCUCAAGAGUUUGCACCUUUUAUCGGUUAAAUUCUCGGGUGAUAAAUCUCUUGCAAAGCUUCUAGAAAGUUGUGAGGUUCUUGAUAAUUUGGUUGUGAAACGAACCCAAGAUGACAAUGUAAUGAUAUUCAAUAUCAAUGUGCCUUCUUUGAGGAGCUUAUCUGUUGAGAACUUUAAAGGGAAACGCGCAUACGUUGCGGAGAAUCAUGGGUUUGUGAUAAAUGCUCCUUUUUUGGAGAAACUUUACUUCAAAGAUGCAUUCAGUAACUUUCUAAAGUUUGAACAUAUGCCAAAGGUGAUCAAGGCGAAUAUUCAGGUUAUUUGUGGCCAAUCUGAGAAGUUCAUAAGAUCUAUCGCCUCAAUCCAACAUCUUUCUCUCUGUUCUCUAACUUCAGAGACUCCAUAUCCUUGUGGCACUGUCUUCCACUCUCUUGAACAUCUAGAACUAUGUACAUGUUCUGCGGGAUGGGCGAAUCUACUUGCUUCUAGACUCAGUGACGCUCCAAGACUUCGAUCUCUCAAGCUUAAAUCGCAUCACAGUGCCCGUUACAAUGAUCCGAUGAACCCAUGGAACGAACCAACAGUAAGUCCGGAAUGUUUAUCAACGCAUCUGGAGAACUUGGAAUGGAGACAAUAUGAAGGCACAGAGCAAGAGAGGAAUGUGGCUGCCUACAUACUAGCAAACGCUACUUGUCUAAAGAUAGCGACGUUCUCAACAAGAUGUCGAAACAAAUAUCAUCGCAUGCUCAAGAAGUUAAAGAAACUUAACAAAGUUUCAGAGAUAUGUCAGUUAGUGUUUGAGUGAACUCUAAUGUAAUGGUGUGUGUCUCUAGAAGACACAUGUUUUUUUUUAAUAAUAUCUGGACCUUCUCUAUUUAGUGAAAACAGAGCAGUUGUAUA